AUGCCUCCCUUUCUUCCCAAACCCGGAGGUAGCUCCGACUCCAUGGAAGACUACAUCACCGCUCUCUCAAAACGCAAACUUUCGCACAAUUUUCCAACCUCCCAACUUCGCGAACGCACUCUAUCCAAGUCGUCUUCGUCCAUGACAGAGCUAGCCCAGACACUCGUUACACGCGGGGAAAAGACAGUAGAGCCAAGUCGAGGAAUCGUCAACCCAGCCAACAUCAAUAUGCAAGGCCUAAUGGCACUCUUUGCCCUUCUAGGCGCCGCUUUCGUGUUGGCCGGUAUUUGGUUCUUCUUCUGGGCGAAGAACGGUGGCUUCGUUUGGCGCAAGGGUGACUGGGAAGAGUAUAAAUCUACUGUGCUACGCCGUAAGGAUUCUCACGGUAGAACCCUCAGUGAUGUGACUAAGAGCACGGAUUUGGGUGGCGGAAGCGUCGUUGGUAGAGGUUACAGCGAUUAUCAUAGCACUGGCGAUGGUACCACGACAGUCGACGGCUCAACUACUGUAACUGGUGAGAAGUUGAAACGCAAAGGGAUCAGGGAGACGGCGAAGCAGAAGUUGCUGCGCAGGCGGAAGGAGGAGCAUUGGGAAGGCGGUGGUGACGAAGACAUGCGCGCAUACAGACAUGAGAAACCGGCACGGGUGGGUGGACUCAACCGCGAACCAGACGGUGAAUAUCACACUUCAGAUUACACGAGUUCAAACGGCCAUCAGGGCAGCGAGCGGGCUCAGAGCCAGACACAUAGCCAAGUUGGUCCGCUGCAGGAUGUCACACGUGAGCCGGAUCGCCACCAGCCGCAGCGCCAACAAAAACGGAACACCUCUGGCUUCUCCUUCACCACCGGGGAGGCUGAUACUAUCAGCAACGUCACUGAGGAACGCCGCUUGACUGACUCCGCUUUCUCUAAGCGCCAUGACCGUGACCGCCGCGGUUCUGUAGCUCCUCCAUCCCGCCCACGCAGGCCACGGGCAAGUGCUACGCGCUCCCGUCAGUCUAGUCCGCGCAAGCGGGAUCGAAGCUCUAUGCCGGGUAGCUAUGCAGAGCCGCUGGAUAUGUCGUCUGUGCAUAGUUCGGAUUAUAUGUAUGAGCAGGUUGGUCUGGGGGGGCCUGAUGUGGGGACAGGGACGAAGAGUUACCACCAUCCCAUCCCCAAUUUGUCGAAGGGGUAUCGGCGUGCGGAUGGUGGUGGGAGGGGAGGGGGGAGGGGGAGGAGGGAUAGUUUGAGCGAGAGUGAGGGGGAGGAUGAUGAUAGUCGGUUGUCUUAG
Molecule: messenger RNA, 1269 nt
Organism: Paracoccidioides brasiliensis Pb18
Exons: 1
Coding region: 1-1269 (422 amino acids)
Source: RefSeq, a predicted model, not a curated record